GGUCUCUUCUGUUCUCUCUCUCUUUCUCCCUCUCUUUGACGACCCUCUUCCUCUUAUCCUCCUUUUUCUCGAGGACGAGGUCGUUGGGGGGUGCAGCUGCUGCUCCUGCUGCUCCAGCUCCUGUUGGGUGAACCGCACCGCUCGGCUGUCGUUUGCUCCGUUACUCUUUUUUCGGCUAACGUUUCGUUUUGUGUGAGAAGGAAAAGCCAAGGUAAACAUGUUCUGCGCCAGAUUGAUUGCCCCCAUUGCCAGGUCCGCUCUGAUCACUGGACCAAAGGCCUAUGUCAGGCCAAUCAGCAGUAUGGUGGUGAACCACAGCCAGACGCUGCAAAGCCAAAACCCAACACCAGUCAGUCUGUCGCCGGCUAUCCGUAGCUUCCAGACGUCGUCGGUCAGCCGUGACAUUGACUCUGCUGCCAAAUUCAUUGGUGCUGGUGCUGCCACUGUUGGAGUUGCAGGAUCUGGUGCUGGUAUUGGAUCAGUUUUUGGCUCGCUCAUCAUCGGCUAUGCCAGGAACCCAUCUCUCAAGCAGCAGCUCUUCUCAUACGCCAUUUUGGGCUUUGCUUUGUCAGAAGCCAUGGGUCUAUUUUGUCUUAUGAUGGCUUUCCUACUCCUCUUCGCCUUCUAAGUUACGAAUCCUCCAUUAAACAAAAAAAAUACCAAUAGUUCUAGUGCGUCACUGCCAAAGCAGCCUCCUUUGACUUAGUGUUAAGAGGCAGCUGUUUUUGGUUUGCGGUUCAGUCCAUGAUAUCAUUGAGAGAACCAGUGACUUGCUGCAACGGAGAUCAACGGUGCGACAAUAGAGUUAAGAAAGAAAACCAACAACACGGGGCUGUACACGAAUAAUUAAGUCAUCUACUAGUCUUCAAGCCGUUAUAAUAAUCCCUCCAUCAACAGCCAUUAACUUGUUCUCAAUAAUCUCAUGGUCUACUGUUCGGUGUAGCGUAUCUCACAAUUGUUAUUGAAAUAAUGAAUUUCAGUUAUUCAUAAAUAAACGAUAGGAGUUGACCAAAAAGUUAACGAGAACAGCAGCCUCACAUAAAAAAAAAAAAAAAAAAAAUCAUUACGCGCACGCACGCACGUUCAUAUUCAAGCGCCCUAUCGUCGUUAAGGCAAAUAAAAUUUUUCUCAAACUCUUUUGUUACCCGAGCGAUUCAUUAUUGUUGUGCUGUUGUGUACGCACGUUUUUGAGGUAACUCUUGGCGAGGAAACUGUACAGUGAUAUCGAAUAAACAUCUUUGUCGUGAGA
Molecule: messenger RNA, 1249 nt
Organism: Copidosoma floridanum
Lineage: Eukaryota; Metazoa; Arthropoda; Insecta; Hymenoptera; Encyrtidae
Gene: ATPsynC
Product: ATP synthase, subunit C
Biological process (GO): proton motive force-driven ATP synthesis; proton transmembrane transport
Molecular function (GO): proton transmembrane transporter activity
Source: RefSeq, a predicted model, not a curated record